UGGAUAAGUCAGGUGACGCUGCGGGGCGGGCGGACAGACUGCGGGGCGGACGGUGGACGCAGGGACGCGGGUUUAGCUGUGGCCCCACGGACCCGAGCCCCGCCGUCGUUGCCGCCAUGACGGGGCUAGCGCUGCUCUACUCCGGGGUCUUCGUGGCCUUUUGGGCCUGCAUGCUCGUCGUGGGAAUCUGCUACACCAUUUUUGACUUGGGUUUCCGCUUUGAUGUGGCAUGGUUCCUGACUGAGACUUCCCCCUUCAUGUGGUCAAACUUGGGCAUUGGUCUGGCUAUCUCCCUGUCUGUGGUUGGGGCAGCAUGGGGCAUCUAUAUUACUGGCUCUUCUAUCAUUGGGGGAGGGGUGAAGGCCCCCAGGAUCAAGACCAAGAACCUGGUCAGCAUCAUCUUCUGUGAGGCUGUGGCCAUCUAUGGCAUCAUCAUGGCAAUUGUGAUUAGCAACAUGGCUGAGCCUUUCAGUGCCACUGACCCCCAGGCCAUUGGACAUCGAAACUACCAUGCAGGCUACUCCAUGUUUGGGGCAGGCCUCACAGUGGGCCUGUCUAAUCUCUUCUGUGGAGUCUGCGUGGGCAUCGUGGGCAGUGGAGCUGCCCUGGCUGAUGCACAGAACCCCAGCCUCUUUGUAAAGAUUCUCAUCAGUGGAGGAUUUUGGCAGUGCCAAUUUCUUUUUGGGGUCAUUGUUGCAACUUCUUCAGACCUCGAAGAGUGA
Molecule: messenger RNA, 722 nt
Organism: Puma concolor (puma)
Lineage: Eukaryota; Metazoa; Chordata; Mammalia; Carnivora; Felidae
Gene: ATP6V0B
Product: ATPase H+ transporting V0 subunit b
Biological process (GO): proton transmembrane transport
Cellular component (GO): proton-transporting V-type ATPase, V0 domain
Molecular function (GO): proton-transporting ATPase activity, rotational mechanism
Source: RefSeq, a predicted model, not a curated record